This is a messenger RNA of Vicia faba (fava bean), 1767 nucleotides long. The record is from the annotation of a GenBank genome assembly. Lineage: Eukaryota; Viridiplantae; Streptophyta; Magnoliopsida; Fabales; Fabaceae.
AUGGGUAUGAAUUAUGUGGGGUUUAUUUGUGUUUGUGUUGUGUUUUUCAUGGCUAUUGAAGCAACGAGGGUUGUUCCUAGAAUUGCACCAAUGGAUCAAAUUUCAGAUAAUAAGAAAGUCUUGAAUAAAACGCAACAGGAACUACAAUCCCGCACUCGCCCCAUUGACUUCACAUUCAAACUUCCAAUUACAACAACUUCUUGGCCAGAAGGUAACGGUUUCGGCGGUGGAGUCCUCGACGUCGGCGGGUUACAAGUGUCUCAAGUAUCAACAUUCAGCAAAAUUUGGGGUGUCUAUGAUGGUGGCCAAGACGGUCAAGGAGCCUCAGUGUACGAACCGAAAGAUAUACCUGAAGGAUUCUCCAUGUUAGGUAGCUACGUCCAACCUAACAACAAACCUCUUUUUGGAUAUGUUCUUGUCGCAAAGGAUGUUUCUAAUGGCACUUUGAAGCCACCGGUUGAUUAUGUACUUCUGUUUGACACCUCAACCCUCUCCUCUAAUCAGGAUUCCACUUUGUAUAUUUGGCUACCAUCAUCACCUAAUGGCUAUAAGGCAUUAGGCCAUGUUGUCACCACAACACCAGACAAACCUCCCCUCAAUAAAGUCAUGUGUGUCAGAUCAGACCUCACAGAACAAUGUGAUUUUUCUGAAUGGAUUUGGGGAGUCAAUGAUAAUAAUAUUUACGAUGUUACACCAAGCAUUAGGGGAACACAAGGUCACGGUAUUCGUGCCGGAACCUUCGUUGGCCAUUUUGGGCUAGGUGAUAAUAAAACUCCAUCUGUUGCAUGUUUGAAGAAUCUCAAUUCCAUUUCUAAAAUCAUGCCUAAUGAGAAACAAAUCGAGGCAAUACUUCAAGUUUACUCUCCAUUUCUAUUCCUACAUUCCGACGAAGAUUACUUCCCUUCUACGGUUAAUUGGUUAUUCUCCAAUGGAGCAUUACUAUACAAGAAAGGUGAUGAAUCAAAUCCCGUUCCAAUACAACAAAAUGGCACUAACCUUCCUCAGGAUCCUAACACUGAUGAUGCUUACUGGAUAGACUUACCUGUUGAUGAUGACAACAAAGAUAGGGUGAAACGAGGUGAUCUUGACAAUGCUGAAUCUUAUGUACAUGUGAAACCAAUGUUUGGAGGAACAUUCACAGAUUUUGCAAUGUGGAUUUAUUACCCUUUUAAUGGACCCGCAAGAGCAAAAGUAGAGUUUAUAAAUAUUAAAUUAGGGAAAAUAGGUCAACAUGUUGGUGAUUGGGAGCAUGUAACAUUGAGGGUAAGUAAUUUGGAUGGUCAACUAUGGAAAAUGUAUUUCUCACAACAUAGUAAAGGUUCAUGGGUUGAUUCAUCUCUACUUGAGUUCCAAUCUGAUAAUGGCAAUUUUGAUUUUCCAACAGAAAAACCGGUUGUUUAUGCUUCAUUGCAUGGACAUGCAACAUAUCCGCAUGCUGGUCUUGUUCUACUAGGGAAAAAUGGAGUAGGGGUAAGAGAUGAUACUGAUAAAAGUAAUAAUAUUGUGGAUAUGGGAAAAUUUGUGUUGGUUUCUGCAGAUUAUUUAGGGUCUGUUAAGGAGCCAGCAUGGUUGAAUUUUUUAAGGCAAUGGGGUCCAACAAUUGACUAUAAACUAGAUGAUGAAUUGAGAAAGCUGGAGAAGUUUUUGCCUGGUAAGCUAAAAGAUGUUUUUGAAAAUAUUAUUAAUGGUUUACCCAAAGAAAUGCUUGGAGAGGAAGGGCCAACAGGUCCAAAGGUAAAGAUUUCUUGGAAUGGUGAAGAAGUUUGA